GUCUCUUUGGUCAGUUGAUGACGUCCUUCACUAGAAAUGUAGCCAACGCCCAGUAUUAUGCAAUAUACAGUGAUAUAACAUUACAAAGCGCAUUCCCCUUUCGUGUCUCGGCUUGGCGUACCUUCACAUAAGCACGUUUAACCAGCAGGACUACUUCCAAUGUGCAAUUGAUCGGCCAGUGCCGCGUAUUAAUGCAUUAAGCAUACAAACAGUGAUCUAAUGAGCCUGUGUUAAGAAUGCUAAAAGGAACACAAAUUCAACCACAAACACCGCACGCGUUUUAUUGCAAUUCAUUAACAUCGUGCAUUUAUGCAAAGUUGUGAGUUGAAAAAUAAAGCGUGUGUAAGCAGUGUCGUGUCAUUUGGUUGCAUUUUGGAGAAAGCGGCUUGAUUAUGGCAAAACCUUUGUACUUUACUUUCCUAGUAUCUUUAUCAAUGAUUAUUGUGACUUCCCCGCACAGAUGGACCGGGCAAGGGGGGGGGGGGUUGGCCCAGGACUGGGCGUGUAGCUCCGGGCUUCAAUCCAACCCCUGCAGCGCUGGCAAGACGAUAUGAGACAGAGAGAAAAAAAAAAAACAGGGUUUUGUGCAAGUCUGGUAAGAGCAACCACUUUUGCCUUGAAGUUUCAGUUCCUGUGUGUGCUCAGAAACACACACACCGCCGAGUAUUAACACUGAGCAACAACUCGGGGACACGGCGAGGCGGCUUUAUCAGAACAUCUCAAGUGCCCAGCGACUGUGUCGUCUCUGUUCUCAGUUUCCAGUCCUAGCAGAGUCCGGAGGGAGAGCUCGUUUGGUUUGGGGUGGCAGACCGAAAUAAAAAAAAAAAAAUGUCUUUGGAAGAAUCCGAGAGCAAGGAGUGGGCGAUCCUGAGUCCUGUGGAUUUCAUCCAGCUGCAGCAGUACAUCGACUACUCGAACCUCAAGAUGAAGGACGCCUUGAAGGAGUUCUACAGAGAUGGAGUUUUGUCAAAGUAUCGUCAUGGCGAGUGUAUAGAGGAGGAAGGCUUCAAGCUCUUCAUGAAGACCUAUCUGGAUGUUAAAGAGGUCCCAGAGGACCUGUGCCACAGAUUAUUCAUGUACUUCCAGAAGACAUCCGAGCCAGACAGUGCGAACCAAUUGCAGAGCACCCCGGCUGGUCCAGGCAGUGCGAACCAAUCGCAGAGCACCCCGGCUGCCCCUGGGCAGGUCUGCAUGAAGGACGUUUCCUGUUACCUGUCUCUGCUGGAGGGGGGCUGUCCCGAGGACAAGCUGGAGUUUACCUUCAAGCUGUAUGACAAGGAUGGGAACGGUCUGCUGGACAGUUCGGAGGUGGAUCGAAUCAUCGCUCAGAUGAUGCAUGUGGCUGACUAUCUGGAAUGGGACGUGUCGGAGCUGAAACCGAUCCUGAAGGAGAUGAUGAAAGCGAUCGACUACGACGGCAAUGGGACGGUGUCCCUGGAGGAGUGGAUCAGAGGGGGGAUGGCGAACGUCCCCAUGCUGGUCCUGCUGGGGCUUGAAGCGACCAUCAAGGACGACGGGCAGCACCUGUGGCAGCUGAAGCAUUUCAAAAGGCCUGUGUACUGCAAUGUGUGCCACAGCCUGCUGGUGGGGCUGAGGAAGCAAGGGCUCUGCUGCACCUGCUGUAAAUACACAGUCCAUGAACGCUGCACCACCAGAGCACUGCUCCCCUGCAUCAGCACCUUCGCCAAGUCGAAGAAGGACGCCGGUGUGCAGCCCCAUGUGUGGGUGGAAGGGAACUGCGAAGCCAGUAAGUGUGAUCGCUGCCAGAAGAAGAUCAAGAGCUACCAGGGUCUGACAGGGAUGCGCUGCGUGUGGUGCCACAUGAAGAUCCACAAUGACUGUGUGUCCCAGGUUCCCUCGGAGUGUGACUGCGGUGCUCUCAAAGAUCACAUCCUCCCUCCCUGUGCAAUCUACCCGGUCAUCCUGGAGAGGCAGAACUGUCCCAAGAACGGAUCUCCGAGUCCCACGCUGUCCGAGGAGACGGAGCAGUCCUUCACAACCCCCGACGGGCAGAUCCUGCGGAUCACCCCAGUCCCGGAGACGCACCCCCUGCUGGUUUUCGUGAACCUCAAAAGUGGAGGCAAACAGGGCAAGAGGGUGCUGAGGAAGUUCAGGUAUCUGCUGAACCCCAGACAGGUGUACGACCUUUCCAAUGGGGGGCCUGCUCCAGGGUUGAAUUUCUUUCGGGAUCUCCUGGAUUACCGGAUUCUGGUCUGUGGCGGGGAUGGCACAGUCGGCUGGAUUCUGGAUGCCAUAGAUAAAGCCAACCUGUUGGUACGCCCCCCCGUCGCUGUGCUGCCCUUGGGCACUGGCAAUGACCUGGCGAGAUGCCUGCGCUGGGGAGGAGAGUGCAGUAAAACAAAACACCAAUGAAAGUGCAGACUGCGCUGAAAGCAUCGGGGUCAGCGACUGACCAUCCCUUUACAAGUGAGAAGGCAGAAUAUAUCGUGAAGACUGUUGAGUGGAGAACAGCUCCUGGGAACGGCAUGUAAGGUGGGAAAGCGGAAGGAUCUGCUGAACCCAUCCUUCUGCAUCGAAGAUUCAAUUUACCUGCAGUUACAAGCAAUAGGGUCCCGAGCAUGUGAAUGGAGAUCAGCUGGGAUGCAUGGCAGUUUAACUGCAGUCUGCCUGCGCUCUGCAUUGUAUUCGUUUUAACGUGGAGAGAUACUGAACCCAAUCCCACCCUAUGAUAAAACUGCUAGAACCUUUUUUUUGUAUAUAUUAGGAUUUUAAUUCUUUUUUUUUUCUUAUUUUGACGAAAGCCAGUCCCUCUGUUUUAUUUAUUUUCUUCGCUUGCAUGUACAUUUUUUUUAACAGCUAAAUCAUAUUCUGCAAAGUGUCUGGUUUGUAUGUACUCUAGAUAGAUCCUUUUUAAAAUGCUCAAUAAAUAAUAAUAAUAAUAAUAAUAAUAAUAAUAAUAAUAAUAAUAAUAAAAGGAGGUUUUAAGUUUUGCA
Molecule: messenger RNA, 2954 nt
Organism: Acipenser ruthenus (sterlet)
Lineage: Eukaryota; Metazoa; Chordata; Actinopteri; Acipenseriformes; Acipenseridae
Product: diacylglycerol kinase alpha-like
Biological process (GO): lipid phosphorylation; diacylglycerol metabolic process; intracellular signal transduction
Cellular component (GO): plasma membrane
Molecular function (GO): ATP-dependent diacylglycerol kinase activity; calcium ion binding
Source: RefSeq, a predicted model, not a curated record